AAACCAAAAAGCAGUUGGUGGAUCUCCUAGUCUAGUUUAGUCUUUCUAAAUAGCACUGAAAUCUGUCACCAAACCUCAACCACAGACAUUCAGUACACUUUUGUUUUUAAAUAUCGGAACAAGAAGAUCAGAUAAGCAUCUGUAUCGUGAGAAAUAUGGACCAGAGAAUGUGAGGAUGUAAUAAAAGCAUGUUAACUGCUAGAGAGGACAGCAGGUUGUUUUCAGAAUGAAGUAUUUUGGAUUUGCCUUUAUUCUUUUCCUCACGGAUAGAGCAGCAGGGUUUGGGACCACCCCACAUCUUAAACAGAUUGUCAUUGGUCGGUGCUAUGAAUAUGUAACGCUGAUUAACCCCAGCUCCAGGUAUAAUUGUGAGGAGAUCUGGCAGGAGUUUGAAGAGGCUGUCAUCAGGCAAUCUCCUUGUGGUGUGAGAGUUAAAGAUUACCAGAGAAUGUUCCGGGCCAGCACUCAGAUCUUACCAUGUGACAAGUUGCUCUUCUGGAGUAAGACGAGAGAUCUCAUGCACAGCUAUGCAGCUGUCAAAGGCAGUGUCUGGACAUUAGAAAACACACUGGUGGGAUUCAUGUUCAAUGACCUGAUCUGGUGCAGACAGCAGGACAGAGAGAGAGGUUUCGACUAUCACACCUGUCCUGAAUGGUCAACAUGUUUGAACCAUCCUGUGUACUCACUAUGGAAGCAAGCUUCUGUGAAUUUUGCAGCAGCUGCCUGUGGCAAUAUUACAGUGUUGCUAAAUGGAUCCAUUCAUCAAGCUUUUAACAGAAAAAGCAUGUUUGGCAGUGUGGAACUGGAAAAUCUCAACCCGAGGAUGGUCUUCCAUGUUCACAUUAAUGUCGUAUACAACCUGGAGGGACCCUUUGUGGAGUCUUGCGCGCAGGGUUCUAUCAUGGGACUCACAGAGGUUUUAACAACACGAGGCUUCCACUGGACCUGCACAGACAAUGACUUAACUCUGAUAAUCCUGCAGUGUAUAAAGAAUCCCCAAUGGGCAGCCUGUCAGAGAUGUUCCAACAGCCUUUAACAGAGAGAGAAGCCCUUUUUAGAGUAUUACCAACUGGACAGCUACCAAAGUGAAUCUAGACCCAAAUGCAAAAUAUAAAUGAAUGAUUCUCACAAACAAUGUCCAUGCAAUGUCAAAAAAUUAGAAUGAGGAGAAUAAUGAUGGUUCUCAAAUGGCCUAUUUCUCCCAAAAUAGUAAAUCAAGUUUUGCUUUAUUUUUUUAUGUGGACCAGCCAUAUCUUUUUGUGAAUACACCCACAGUUUGUAUAAUAUGGCCACACAUUCAUCCCACUGUAUUUACAACUGUCUGUGAUGGAAAAACACCCGAGAAACAAUAUCAAGAAAAACAUUAUUAAUUGCUUUUUAUUUAUGCAAAGUCUAAGGAAUAAUGUUUGAAGGUCAGAAGUUUGCUCAAAUAUAGCCACAUUUGCCAUUCACAGACGUGUAUAUCCAUGAUUCAUCUCCAUACACCAGCAGGUUUGAUGGUUGUAUGGAUGCUAUGUACAGUAUAUGCUAAUGGAGUACAAAUGCUGUACCAGUAUAUCAUUGUAAACAUCUCUCCUUCACAAGUCACUACUGUUGUUUUAUUCUAUUGACAUGCAUUUAAAAACUGUCUCUUUAGGGCUUAAAGUAUGAAAUGAUUAUUUUAAAAAUGCUGUAUUUUUUCUUAUCAGCUGUGUAAAUUUAUUUACAUUUGAUGUUGUGAAUAAAG
This is a messenger RNA of Xyrauchen texanus (razorback sucker), 1726 nucleotides long. RefSeq names its product ADP-ribosyl cyclase/cyclic ADP-ribose hydrolase 1. Gene Ontology annotation, cellular component: plasma membrane. NCBI's taxonomy places the organism in Eukaryota, Metazoa, Chordata, Actinopteri, Cypriniformes, Catostomidae. The transcript has 11 exons. The record is from RefSeq and is a predicted model, not a curated record. Gene Ontology annotation, biological process: positive regulation of B cell proliferation. Bases 227 to 1036 code for a protein of 269 amino acids. Gene Ontology annotation, molecular function: NAD+ nucleosidase activity; phosphorus-oxygen lyase activity.